Messenger RNA from Penicillium canescens, 936 nucleotides. RefSeq names its product alpha/beta hydrolase. Bases 1 to 936 code for a protein of 311 amino acids. The transcript is spliced from 4 exons. Gene Ontology annotation, molecular function: palmitoyl-(protein) hydrolase activity. NCBI's taxonomy places the organism in Eukaryota, Fungi, Ascomycota, Eurotiomycetes, Eurotiales, Aspergillaceae. The record is from RefSeq and is a predicted model, not a curated record. Gene Ontology annotation, cellular component: membrane.
AUGGCCGAAUCACCUUCGCCUCCUUCGUGGAGCAUCAGCAACAUGGCGAACAGUGCUGCGCAAUUCAUGCGACUGCCAGUCCUGGCAUCAUCUGGUCUGGCAGUCGUGGCAAGCGGGCUCCUCUACUUCAAGCAGAAUGAACUGAUCUACCCCCGGAACGUCCCUGUGGAUGCACGAACAAAUGUCCCAAGUCCUCGUCAAUUCGGUAUCACCGACUUUGAGGAUCUCCAGAUCCCCACACCCGACGGAGAGUCGCUUCAUGCUCUCUUCCUGCGCCAACGACCCGGUCGGUUCUCUCGCAAUUUGACUGUCUUGAUGUUCCACGGAAAUGCGGGCAAUAUAGGCCAUCGUGUUCCUAUUGCCAAGGCUGUCCAGGAUACUCUCCAAUGUAACGUGUUCAUGCUGGAAUAUCGUGGGUAUGGAAUAUCAACUGGCGUGCCGGACGAGGCAGGACUGAAGAUCGAUGCGCAGACUGGCCUAGACUAUCUGCGACACCGCCCAGAGACCAGAGAUACAAAGAUUAUUGUCUACGGGCAAAGUCUUGGUGGUGCCGUGGCUAUCAACCUGGUUGCCAGUAACCAGGAGCCCGGUGAUAUUGGAGGAUUGAUCCUGGAAAAUACCUUCCUGAGUAUCCGCAAGCUGAUUCCAAAUGUCUUCCCUCCUGCGCGAUAUCUCGCGCGUUUCUGCCAUCAAUAUUGGAACAGUGAGCAGAUCUUGCCUAAGAUUACCCAUACACCUAUUCUUUUCUUGAGUGGUCUUAAGGAUGAGCUUGUUCCACCAUCGAACAUGGCCCAAUUAUUCGCUGUUUGCAACUCCGAGACCAAGAUCUGGCGCACACUCCCGGGCGGUGGUCACAAUGAUUCCGUCGCCGAGCCUGGAUACUUUGAUCACAUCCAUUCCUUCAUUACUGAGGAAGUGCUAGCCAACAAGGAGUGA